This is a messenger RNA of Monomorium pharaonis (pharaoh ant), 9140 nucleotides long. RefSeq names its product homeotic protein proboscipedia. Gene Ontology annotation, molecular function: DNA-binding transcription factor activity, RNA polymerase II-specific; DNA binding. The coding region runs from base 4533 to 7097 and encodes 854 amino acids. The record is from RefSeq and is a predicted model, not a curated record. The transcript has 3 exons. Lineage: Eukaryota; Metazoa; Arthropoda; Insecta; Hymenoptera; Formicidae. Gene Ontology annotation, biological process: regulation of DNA-templated transcription.
AAGGUAAAUUUAAGAAGCGGUAGUGAAAGUAGGCGCUCUAUAACAUUUCCAGUGGCAUACUACUACUCACCAGGACGAGAGAAAAUUUCAGUUCGAGCGUCUAACGAGUUCGCUUUUACCCCAGACGACGAAGAAGAAAAAAGUUGGAAGAGGGUCGAAGUGGGGAGAGGGGUUUUAGGUACGAAAAGCGAGAGAGAGCCUCUCCUUUCCAGCGAAGCAGGACGGCAGAGACCCGUCUCAGUGAUCCGGUGAGAUUGACAGGUCGAGCCCUACUCGUAGACCCGUGCCAGUUGCUAUGCUAAAAUGGCGAUGAAAGAUGAUUUACUUUUAAUGGUGGAAAACGGUGCUUUCAAUACGCACUUCUUUUUGGCUAAUUCUAACGACUCGAAGAACGACGAAAGAAAGACCGUGACCUAGUAAAUAUUAAAUAACUCCCGGAUUAUUUGUAAAACGCCCUAGUAAACUUUUCGCCCGCAUAUAGCAUAACUUAUACUAUUUGAUACGCGUGUUAUUAAGUCGUUGUAACGACAAAUAUUUAAGUUGCAAAGACGCGAGUAUACACAUUUUUCGUACACCCUAUAGCACAUAUAUAUAACGCGUCGUCGCAGAACAGACAGCAACGUCAAUAUAUAUGCAAACGCCGAUAUAACGAUCUAUCGGUACGUAAAUACAUAAAGGGCGAGCGUAGGAGAAAAAGCGAUGGCACGAGAGAAAAGGGAAAAAACGAGCGGUGAGAGACGCACGCGCGAAAUAUGAGAGAAAGAGAGAGAGAGAGAGAGAGAGAGAGAGAGAGAGAGAGAAAACUCCAAGCUUAAUAUAAAACUUCAUUUCGCAAUCGGCAGCAGCCGGAGGAAACGCGAAGAUCCGACACGCAGAAAUUCCGCAGUCGUCACAAAAAGGGCGAGUCCGAAAGAAUCUUAUUUUUCUGACAUUAAGCUUUUCGCGGUGCGCAAAAUUGCUCCAAAUAUAACUCUUAUUUUUCUCGGCGAAACGUUGCGACGCAACGUGCUGCUUUAAAAUGGAAAAGAUUUUGGUGACAACUUUUGAAACGCUGCAAAGCGCAAAGCGGCGAAUUAUUUUGAGAUUAAUAAAACGAACGGUAGAGAGAUCCGAACGGUGAAAAUUAUCGCCUCGCAGUUCUCCCGAGGAAUCCGUUAUCGGGGAAACUCCGCCUUAUACGGCAAAGAGUAAAAUAAAGAAUCGCCGAAGAAAGAUAGCGCAGUCGCGCUUUUAUCACGCGAAGCGCUGCAACUGUGUCGAUCUGAGAAACGCACCCCCUUCUUCCUUCGUCGUUCUUUUCUCGAACUUUUCGUUCGUAUAUUUCGGGCCUUUCUUCCUAUAUGCUUUCGGAGUGCGCCUGAAAGAAGGGGUCGGGCUGCCGAACAUCGGUGGCGCGAGCGAGGCGCGCGCGAUGAAACUUUUAAUAAAUGGCAGAGUCGAUAUGAAGUAUAGGACUUUGACAUAUCGUGUGUCUGUAAUGUAUAGUUAAAUCUGGUGGCAGAUGUGGAGGGUGUUCUCCGUUCUCUCGUCUCUCUCCGUCUACCCUCCCGCUUACUCGCCCUCUUUUGCCUCCUCUAGCCAUCCGCGCCCGCUUUGCGCUCCGGAAUGGUUGACACCCUCACCCCCUCUCUCUCUUGGAAAUUUCCUUCUAACCCACUGACGCAAUUGAAUAAAUUAUUAAUACGAAUCAACACACACACACACACACACACAAAUUACACAUUAAAGUAUGUCUCACUUUGCUGAUAAAUAAUUCCAAAUAUCCUUACAAUUCUUUUAAAUCUUUUAUAUUUUCUACAGUUUUUAUUAAAUUUUAACAAUUAUUGGUAUCACAUCUAUUGCUCGAACAUUUAUUCUAUAAAUCUUGGAUUUUGUCAUAAAAAUUUACGUAAAAUUAAAGAAGAAUGAUAAUUACACGAAGCUAAAGUGUUUUCAUAAGUUUUAUCCUUGUCAUUCUAUUACAACGUAAUACACAUAAAUGUACCGUUUAUUUAGCUACUGCAUGUAGGACAUGGUAAAUUUAAUCUUCUCACGCUAAAGGGGAUCGAUUCUAGCAAGUAAACGACUUGCUUCAUGCGGAUCACUCGAUGAGGGUAGUGGCACAAAUUUUUUUCUUUGGAAGCGACAGUGAACUUUUCAAUCAAACUGCCUGUCUAAAUGAAAGCUCCUCCACAAAGCGGAUCAGGGUAAUCUGUCAUCAAAACUGCUCUACAGCGAGCCGUCGCGAUGCCAGUCGGCGCGCCCCCAGCAAUCCCGACCGUUGCAAUAACGACACGGCUGCAUUCGAUCCAUGAAUCUACUACUCAGUACCAAAUUCACUUUUGAGGAGGAGCAUUUUAUAUGUAUACAUAUAAUAUUUGCUUGGUAUAAGUAUAAAUAUAUAAGUAUAUAAAGAACAAUUUAUAUUCCAGUAAUAUACCAUGGAUUAAUCGUGGGUGGAUACUUGAAAAUUCUUCUCGUAUCAAGCGUAGAUACUCUCUGCUUGCGAAUAAAUAAGGAAAGAAAGAAAGAAAGAAAGGCAACAAAUAGAUAGAUAAAUAGCUGCACCACUUAUAACAAAAGCAUCUUCAUGAAUUAAAUUACUCCGAGAGAGAGUUGGAGCCGACCCAAAGACCAUUCUAUUAUUAUUACACGUAAUGUCAAAUGCAAAGGAAAAAAGCAUCAAUUGGAGCAGGUCCAAAGGAAAUCGGAACGUGUCGAGAGUAAAUAGCGCGAUUUGACGAACUGGUUUUAACUUCUUUGGUCGUUUCACGGACAUGACGAUGAAUUCGCGGUAUCAUUCGAGGGUUAAUAAAAGCGAGAGACUAUCGUACCUUGAUUCGGAGGCUCAUCCAGCGAAGGUGGAGGACCGCGUGGCCGAGCACGUGAGAAAGUACCCCACCACUUGGCAAGAUACCGAACGACGCGCUCGCGCGUACCGCCCACAGUUGCGCCGGGUAACCGUGGCCGCCCAAACGAGCCUCGUGCUCGUCCGCAUGAGAGUCGCCCGCCUGCACUCUCACGGCACGGACCUGGUCGUCGUACCCUCCUGGCUGUGUGCCCUCCGAGCCCUCCAAGGCCACCGUCGCCACGACAGGCCAGCCCGCCUACGUCGGCGGAGGGCUGUGCCUCACCGCUCGUGUUACCGCUUCACGAUUGGUCGCUCCAUUCCGGCGAGUGAAGUCACGUGACUGGGGCCGCCGCCACAUUAAAGGACGACUUCCACCUCGAUGCCGAAGUGGACUCCCAGCCGCCCCCUCCCGAAACGAGGAAAGAGACAGCAGUAACAACAGAGACACCGGGAACACCGGAGAGGCGAAAAAGAUCGUGGAAAUUUUGGUCCUGGCGAGACUGGAGACGACGGUCUCUUUCUACGGGACGUCCUUCGCCUCUCCUGCCGCACCUUCUCGCGCUUGGUGGGUACCUCCACCACGGACCUCUCACGGACCCCCACCUUCCCUCGGCUGCUAUCUCUACAUCCUCUCUCUCUCCUCCGUCACUUAGCAAGUAUACCGCGAUCGGUGACUGGCUUCGCGUACCCUAGCCCGCUUGCCUGGGUUUCGGCCGAUCGGCACGCUGACGGCAGCCGCGGUACGCGCGAUUCGGCACGGCGUUCUCCGUCGAUCGGUCGGACUAUCGAUCAACUUGUCGCGACUACGUGUGACAGUGGUGAUCUGUGCUUGGUUGUUCCCGCAUUCAGCUGGCGGAUCUAUAAAUCGGAUCUCUUGUCCGAGCUAUGUUAACCACGAGUAAGCAGUGUCAUGUUCACAGCGUGGUCCGACAAUCUGCUUCUCGUUGAUACCAGAGUUAAACGUUAUCAGACCAGUUAUUCCUGCAGUUAAUUUGUAAGAGAAAAUGAGUACGGAUACACAGUUUAUAAUGAUAAUGAUGAUGAUGAUGAUGAUGAUGAUGAUGAUGAUGAUGAUGAUAUACCAUAGUGAGUACUAUAGUGUGUAGUGAAUAUGUACUAAACAAUUGUAGUUAACCAAUUGCUGAUCAAUGUACCCCUGGCAUAAACCAUAACGCAAGUAAGUAAUAAAUGUAAUCGAGGAAAAGUGAUACCCGAAAAGCUUGCAUAAAAAAGUAAAGUUGAUUUCGAGAUAUUAAAGUAAAAAGAAUGAAUAAAGUUUUAGAACAUACUAACGAGACAAUAUACAAAAGAAACAAUAAUAGCUGAUAGGCUGCACAAGCUGAUCCAUGCUUUUCUUUAGCCUUCUUGAAAGCAAAUUUUGGCUUAACAAAUUUCCACGAUUAAUGACUACGAUGUUUAAAUAUAAAUGUUUACAUAUAUAUACGUUUUAAAAGUUGAGAAAUAAUUGAAACUUAGUGAGACAUUUGCUAAAUGAAUAUAAAUACAUAAAGUGUUUUUCCAAGUCUAUAUGUUGUGAAAUUACAUCGCGAGUAGAAGAAGGACAUCGUGGAAAAAGAUCACUUCACAUUCCACGAUCACAUUCAGUCAACAAUUAACAUCAAAUCAUUCUCUGAUUGCUACAUUCAUCAUCAAAAGAGAUAAACAACGCUAUCUGCGAUUGCAAGUUGGCGCGUAUUGUUCCAUGCGUAGCAAGCAACAAACAUUAGUACACCCUGAAGAGGAUCCGCGCCAAUCGCAGUUGUCUAACACUGGCAAUCUGCAGCUCAACAAUCAUCUUCAGAAUUUGGUCCACGCAAGUAAAGAGUUAUCGACCGUGAAGACGAGGCCGACGACACCCGUCCUGGCGAACGACGGAGGGGGCGGCUUCUGGCUGGCCACGGUGGCCGCGGGGGCAAGUACCCCAGCCGGGCUGCCCCCGCACGGAACUCAUCAUCCAGCCAUGGAUCCAACAUGCGGAUCCGCCGAAACCGGCUUCAUCAACAGUCAGCCCUCCAUGGCCGAAUUUAUGACGGCAUUGCCGCAGUUAGCUGGGGACAGCAACCUGCAACAUUCACCGGGGACCGCUGGUUCUAUCAGUCCUGGUGCUCAUCAUCCCGCGUAUCAUACCAUGAUGGAUCCCCAUGGUGUCGCUGACCCCUCGGGUGUCAAUGUUCCAGAGUAUCCAUGGAUGAAGGAAAAGAAAACUACUAGAAAAAGUAAUCAACAAGAAAACGGUCUACCGAGAAGACUACGAACAGCUUAUACAAAUACGCAACUUCUCGAGCUAGAGAAAGAAUUUCAUUUCAACAAGUAUCUUUGUCGACCGCGAAGGAUAGAAAUUGCAGCUUCAUUAGAUCUUACCGAAAGACAGGUGAAAGUUUGGUUUCAAAAUCGACGAAUGAAACACAAACGACAAACGCUUAGCAAGGAAGACAGCGACGAAAAGGAUGGUUCUACUUCAGACGGUAUGGAAAAGCCCAAGAGUGACAAAAUGUUAUCAUCUGAUAACGACGAAAAGAAAAGCUGUCAUAACUGUGAUAUUUCGAGCGUGGGCGAUGUCGGAAGUACUCUUACCGGUGACGUUACCGAUUUAGGUUCUUCCGGUCGGAGAAACAGUAACAACAAUAAUACACCUGGUGCGACUAACAACAAUAACAACAACAACAACAGUAAUCCUGGCUUUAAUACGAAUAGCAAUGGUGCAAGCAGCGUUGGAAGUACUAACAGUGUGUCGAGCUCGUUCGAGAAGAUGAUAGUGGACGACGAUUCGAGGUCGCAAGAUGGAAGUGAAGUAACGUCGCCGAGCGUGACGAAAAAAUUGUCGGGCGAAGUGAGAGUGAAGGUUGAGAGUGGCCACAAAAGUCCGAACACAGCGAAGCAACAACAGAUCUCGGUGAGCAAGAAAUCGCCAUCGGCCAGCACAAAGGAUAUGUGUUCGGUGAACAGCAACGGUGUGCUAUUAGCCAUGCCGGACUCGACGGUCAGCACGCCAGUUCUACCGGGACAGAAUUCCACGAGGAGUCUGACACCGUCCUCGACACCCGGUACCCCCGUUUCCGUCCAGCUUCAGCAAGGCAGCCCGCUCGGUAUCCAGCAAGCGGCUCACGCGGCUUACAUGCAGAGACCGCGAAGCUCACCGUCCUCCACGUCCUCGUUGCCGGGCCCCAUAUUACACGCCUCUACGAAUCCGGGGACAAUGUCGCCGCACGGUGGGCGAAACAUCUCAAACAGUCAACAAGCACAUUUCCAACAGCAGGGCGUGUAUCAACCCACCCCAGCCAUUGAUUAUCGGAACGGCGGCGUACCCGCUAAUAGACAGAGUAUACCUACGGCAUCGCAGCAAUCCCAGUCGCAGAGUUACUGCACCAGAGAUACGUAUCAGCAACCAAGAAUCUCUUAUCCGAGUGAGGUGAAUUCUCUGUACGUCCGGCAGAAUCAGACGGUGGGCUCGAGAGUGACGCAUCACGUGAGAGCGACGGGCACGGCGUCGAGAUCGAUGUACGGUGCCAACAUGCAAUUCCAUCAGCAACAAUUGCAGUACGGUAGCACCGGUGAGUAUAACGGAUAUCCCCAGGCCGGGCCACCUUACCACGCUUAUCACAGAGGUAUGCAAGGUACCAGUGCGUACAGUUCCGGUCAGGGAUACUCGGCAACGCAGAACGAGCAGAACACCGACGGCUACAUGACGCCUGGAAACUACGGAUACUCGACCGGUGGCAGUUAUCAUGGGACGGGUGAGAAUCUGGCGGCGCACGGGCACGCCGCUGUGCCCGCGCAAACCGGGCAACAUUAUUUCAACGACAUCCAGCAGCAGCAACAACAUCCGCAGCAACAUACCGCCGAGAGCUAUGUCACUCAUCAGCCACCGAUGCAUCCAAGUUCCGGCGAUUACCGACCAGGAAACAAGUGUCACCCGGGCGCGUAUUACGAGCAGACCGGUCAACUGCACGUUCAUCAGGGCGGCGAGGCCUCCAGCAUCCCAAACAGUUACGUAUCGUCGCCAGAUCCGUUUCCGGCGCCUGGCAUGACGACAACCGCGACGGCGAUUGCAGCUGCCACCGCGGCAGUUAUCACACCACCCGGAAGUGCCGGCCAGGCCGACGGUAAUAACGAGUCUUACGGCAAUUACGGGAAUUUCUACGGUGAACCGGUGCAUACGGCCGCGGCGCCGCCGCCGUCCGCCGACAACAGCAACAGCUCGUCCGACUUCAACUUCCUCAGCAACCUGGCGAACGACUUCGCGCCCGAGUAUUAUCAACUCAGCUGAGUCCACGAGACGGAGAAUUCUUGCCAGCUGGACUGGGGCGAUGAGCAAUGCCUACUCAACGCUUUAUACUGAAGCUCAUACUCAAAAAUCCUGCUCACCGCGUAAGAAUCUACGUGAUUUGUAUAUACUUUCGGUAUUCGUGAUAUAACUCAGCGUGUAAAUGGAAAUCGUGUAAAAACGGACUAAAAUUAGGUACCAUUAAUGGUACGUGUGUCUAUAUAAAUUUAUGCCACCCGACUUAGGUUAUCGAAUGUCUUUAAGUUCAAAGUGGCGCCUUCCCGUGAGUUGUGUCGAAAUUAUUUUCAAGACUGGCUGCUAAUCAAGAACUGAUUGAUAGAACAAUUGUACAUAAAACGUGAAAUGUUUAAAUUAAUUUCAAUAAUAAUGCUAAAAAAAAGGAUAUCUGAAAUAAUCUGGAUUACCAAAGAAAUUUUAAAAUGUAACCAUAGCCAGUCAGUCAAUACAGUUUACGCAUCCGAGUAUCAAUUUUAAUAUUCCUUAUUAUGGACAGGAUAUAAUUCUAUCGAUUUACAUUUCAAACGUCAAAGAAUAUUUCGGAAACGUACAACAGUGACAACGAGUGCAAUGGUUGUGUUAAUUUUUAAUUGGAUGACGAUAUCAGAGUUUCCAUAUUCACAGAAUUUUUUAAACUGUGUUACAAAGUGACAUUCAUAUCGCCACCCUUUCGAAACGCGCUUAAUCGCAGAAGAUGGAAAGUGAUCCGUAAGUUAUUAAAGACCGAUAUACAUGAGCUGUGGUUUACAAAGGUGCAUGUGAAGAGCGUUGUAAAUAUGUCAGAGGUUUACCGUUACCGGAAAUUCGAUGGAGUUUCUAUUCAACGGUCCGAUUCUCGUGAACAUGGAAACACGAGGUGCAAGUGCAAUCUUCCUGGCGCAAACGAUCUCUACGUUAGUGCAUCGUUAGGGUGUUCGAAAAUUAGAUUAUAUAGAUCACCGAAGUCAUGUUCCUUUUGUUUUCAAUGUAACUUUGGUUACUAGCACAGAAUGUGCUUGAUUGGAGCAUUUAGCCUUAUUUGAAAAUUUCAAACCAGGCUCUAAGAAAGUUUUCAAAUUAUAUAUAUCCCAUAUACAUGUUUAAUUCUCAAAUGAUGGUCAAUGAGACAAUGUUGUAUAUGAUUUAAAAGAAUAAAACUUGAGGCCUGAGACUGUAGAUGCAUGUGAGCAAUAAUUAUUAAUGAAGCUAUGUACAUAUAUAUCAUAUGAAAGAUAGAUUAAUGGAACACAAAUGAAUAAGAAAACCGCAUUUAUACACAGUCAUUAUUAUAUCGAAUAUACAAUUUCUGAAAUAGGUACAAUCCGAUAGUUUUAAUUAAACACAGAAAAUAGAUGUCUCUCUCUCUCUCUCUCUCUCUCUCUCUCUUAUAAAAAAAAUCUGUGUCCUCCCAAUUGAAUAUGGAGAAUAGUUAAAAAUCAGUUACUUGCCACUAUUAUGGAAAGAGACAGAUGCACUUAUAAAAAUGUUGUGCUAUUCGUUUUGUGAAAAAAUGACAUGAGUUUUAAAAUCAAUUCGAAUCAAUAUGUUAUUCGGUGUCUGUCAUUUAAUAAUGAAUGUCAUUUAAUAAUGAACGGAUAUUGUUGCACUACUUCGAAUGGUUUACUUUCUAAUUGUGAGAAAUGUAUUUAUUGUAAUAUCCACAAAAUAUUCGUUGCAUUAUCAUUUUUUCACAAACCGCGUUUCUUUUUUCAAAGUUCUACUAGCAUAUUUUAAGCGAACCAAAUAAAUUAUUGUCUCACGGUAGGUAAUAUAAAAGUAAACGUAGAUAGGGACAUAAUUUUAAUUUUCACCUCGCGACAACAUAUUUAAUACACAGCUCUUUUUGUAUAAAACACUAGACGCCGUCGUUGUUCAUAUAAAGACUCUCAUGUACAUAUGCGCGUACGAUAACCAUAUAUAUAUAUUGUUUAUUCAUUCUGACUACAUAAUUGUGUUGCAAGUGAGCCCUCGACACGGUAAACGAAGUUAUCACACGUGUACAUUCACUCACCGGUACAUUUGACAAAUACAGAUCAUAGUGAAAAGUAA